UGUCACUGGCUCCUAGUGACAAAAAUAUGAUUAAAAACAAAGCGAUGAAUAAGACCAGACUACUGAUCGUAUUGUUUACGUUGUAUUUUACGGUAAAGGCGGUUGAUUAUGAAGGUACCAGCACAUCGACCAGAUUACAAACGAGUUUGAAAGGACGGGUACUACGAGUUGUCACUGGACAGUUUUUUCCUGUGAGUUACGUUCUGCGAAAUUCUUCCGGCCAAAUUGAAUAUGGCGGGUUCUUGCAUCAUCAAAUCCAGUACAUGUCUCAGAAAUUGAAAUUCACAUAUGAAGUGUAUCUUGCUGCCGAGAACACGAAUGGAAUCAAACACAACGGAACUUGGAUCGGCUUGAUCGGGGCCCUUUUGAGAGACGAAGCUGAUUUGGGAUUAGCACCAUUUGCUACAACUCUUGAGCGCUAUGAAGCUAUCGAGUUCAGCGGAUUAUUAGGCGGGGACUAUACGGGCAUCCUUGUGAGAUAUCCAGAGGCCAUUGUCUCUUUAACUAGUGCGUAUGACGUGUUCUCUUAUGAAGUCUGGAUAGGAAUUUUGAUCUCCAUAGUCUCAGUGGUAAGUCUCUUUAUUGCGUUGACUCACGCGGGAGUGCGUUUCUUCACGCGUGACAAAAAUAACGAAACGAAAGUGGGAACCCAGAUGAUGUUCGUUUUGAGUACAAUCACAUCGCAAGGUGGUUAUUUCCGAUCACGCCAGUCUUCGUUGUAUGUCCUCGCUGCGACGUGGUGUUUCGCAGCUUUUGUUUUCGUCAACAUUUACAACUCCACUUUAGUUUCUUACAUGUCUGUCAUUUACCAAAAACCUGAAAUCAAUUCUUUUGGAGAUUUGGCAGCUUCUUCGUACAAGACAACUGUAUCAAUUGGCUCAAUUUCUCAUUUGGAAGUGAAUUCAGCGAAAUCCGGAGACAUGAAAACAGUGGCUGAUGCCAUCGAACGAUGCUCUGAUUGUAAGAAACAUACUGUCCAAGAUUUAGUUUCUGCCGUUGUAGAAAAAGAGAACUACGCUGGAAUUCUAACAUUCGCUGUGGGAUAUGCCGUCAUGCUAAAUUACAACACAGGAAAACAAUGUCGUUUAACGAUGGCUAAAGAGAAAACUGCGUGGAAACACAUGUACUACGCAGUCCCGAAAACAAGUCCUUACACUGAAGAAAUCAAUAGAGAGGCUCUAUGGUUCCUUGCUUUUGGACUACGUGAUUAUCUUUACAAAAAGUACGAAACAGAGCCGGCCCAUUGUCAGUUGCGAUACAACAACAAGGGCGUUUCGACCAAGAGUUCCAGCAAUCCAAUUAAACUAGUCCAGUUUUACCUGCCCUUUCUGAUUCUUUUCGUUGGCUAUGCAGUGGCUUGUUUUCAGUUCUGCAUCGAAAAGUUUUACUACCCAACUCGUCAACGGAAAUUGCAGUCGUGUUUUAGAGGAUAGUGUCCUUUUUAAAGAAGAAAUCCCUCGUUAGUUCUUAAAUGAACGUAGUCAAUUGAAACAUUGGUCAAUAUUUGCUGUUUAAUUUCUCAUUAAAAUCAAAAUGGACACAAAGAGUCUGGCCAUAUAACGGAUCAGAUGUAGUCUAUAUAACUCUUCAUCAAAGUAGUUUUUGUGUAGUACAGGUGUAGUUGAGGUAAGGUCAUUCGUGUGUCUCUCUAAAACCUGUAAAAUGUAUACCAACGGACCCUAGAAGAAUAAAAAAGGUCAGACAAUCGA
Daphnia magna is the source of this 1709-nucleotide messenger RNA. RefSeq names its product glutamate receptor ionotropic, delta-2. Bases 27 to 1433 code for a protein of 468 amino acids. The record is from RefSeq and is a predicted model, not a curated record. The transcript is spliced from 9 exons. Gene Ontology annotation, cellular component: membrane. Gene Ontology annotation, molecular function: glutamate-gated receptor activity. NCBI's taxonomy places the organism in Eukaryota, Metazoa, Arthropoda, Branchiopoda, Diplostraca, Daphniidae.